Mesocricetus auratus (golden hamster) is the source of this 2845-nucleotide messenger RNA. It is a transcript of the gene Sstr5, whose product is annotated as somatostatin receptor 5. Gene Ontology annotation, biological process: neuropeptide signaling pathway; regulation of insulin secretion; cellular response to glucocorticoid stimulus. Lineage: Eukaryota; Metazoa; Chordata; Mammalia; Rodentia; Cricetidae. Gene Ontology annotation, cellular component: membrane; neuron projection. Bases 441 to 1529 code for a protein of 362 amino acids. The record is from RefSeq and is a predicted model, not a curated record. The transcript has a single exon. Gene Ontology annotation, molecular function: somatostatin receptor activity; neuropeptide binding.
CAUAGUUUGGGGACUCCUGGAAGGUGAUACCCACUGAGCUUAUGUUGCUUUCCUGAAAUGCUGCCCUCCAGGGUUUGGAGAGGUUUCGAGAGAGGGUGCUGGAUAGUAGGCCAAGCCGGGUGGUGGGAAGUCACAGGUUGCAGGUCACAGGGCAGCCACUGUAGUAUCAGUAUUGGCAGGUAACACUCCUCUUGGCUCACUGAGCCACCUACCCUCUUGUCCCCACAGCGGCUUCUUCUCUCUCUCCAGCUUGUUUUCCAAACAAUUUGCUUAAUGCAAUUCCCGACCAAGUUGAACAUGACUAAUGGUGUUUACCCACCGCCGUCGGGCAGCCGGGCUGGGGAUAGCUGGAGGAAGGAAUGCCCGAAUGUGCCCACUCGUGACAUCCUCCUCUCUUGCAGAGACCCAGGUGGGCUGGUGCCUGGCCUGAAGCUGGCAGCAUGGAGCCCCUCUUCCCAGCUCCCACACUCAGCUGGAAUGCCUCAGCCGCUUCCAGUAGUAACCAGAACUGGUCACUGGUGAGCCCAGUAUCAUCGAUGGGAGCCCGGGCCGUACUAGUGCCUGUGCUCUACUUGCUGGUGUGUACGGUAGGGCUGGGUGGAAAUACACUGGUCAUCUAUGUGGUGCUGCGGCAUGCCAAGAUGAAGACAGUCACGAAUGUGUACAUCCUCAACCUGGCUGUGGCUGACGUACUGCUUAUGCUGGGGCUUCCCUUCCUGGCUACACAGAACGCCGUCUCCUACUGGCCCUUUGGCCCCUUCCUGUGCCGCCUGGUUAUGACGCUGGAUGGCAUCAACCAGUUCACCAGCGUCUUCUGCCUGAUGGUCAUGAGUGUUGACCGCUACCUGGCUGUGGUCCACCCUCUCCGCUCAGCCCGGUGGCGUCGCCCACGGGUCGCCAAGCUGGCCAGCGCUGCUGUCUGGGUCUUCUCACUGCUCAUGUCUCUGCCACUCUUGGUCUUCGCAGAUGUCCAGGAGGGCUGGGGCACCUGCAACCUAAGCUGGCCGGAGCCCGUGGAACUGUGGGGCGCGGCCUUCAUCACCUACACAUCUGUCCUGGGCUUCUUUGGGCCCCUGCUGGUCAUCUGUUUGUGCUACCUGCUCAUUGUGGUGAAGGUGAAGGCUGCAGGUGUGCGUGUAGGCUCCUCUCGGCGACGGCGCUCAGAGCGCAAGGUGACUCGCAUGGUGGUGGUGGUGGUGCUGGUGUUCGUGGGCUGCUGGCUGCCUUUCUUCAUUGUCAACAUUGUCAACCUGGCCUUUACACUACCAGAGGAACCGGCCUCUGCUGGCCUCUACUUCUUCGUGGUGGUCCUGUCUUACGCCAACAGCUGUGCCAAUCCCCUGCUCUAUGGCUUCCUCUCUGAUAACUUCCGCCAGAGCUUCCGGAAGGUUCUGUGCCUACGUAGAGGAUAUGGUAUGGAGGAUGCAGAUGCCAUAGAGCCACGUCCAGACAAGAGUGGACGGCCACAGGCCACACUGCCCACACGCAGCUGUGAGGCCAAUGGACUCAUGCAGACCAGCAGGCUUUGAGUCCCAGCAGCACCCGGGUCCUGCUGAUGUCUUCUGGGAUGUGGGUGUGCUGAGAUGCUCUUGUCCCCAGGUCUGCAAGUUGGACUCCCCUCGGCGGCAGUGUGAAGAGAGCUGCCUGGGGCUAAGCUAUGGGUAGACACAGCUGGUGCCCUGUGGUGACUGACCAUCUCUUUCACCAAAAUGUUCUGCCAGGCCAGGGUCUGAGAGUUUGGAGAUCAUGAGACUGGCUUGGCAGGGAGGAAGGGCUGGAUAUUGCCCUCCCCCAGGAAAUAUUCAGGCACCUUCACCCCCUUGUCAGCCCCUCAGGCCGAGAAGCGAUUUCCCAGGAGGAAGCCAGGAGAUACUGUUGGUUUGUGCUGGCGCCUGCCUGCCCUGAAACUGUUCUGGGCCCUCAAUCACUGCUGCAUCCGUGUUCUGGUCCUCAUGGCAGCCAAAUGAAAAGCACUGGUGUGUGCUUGGCCCUGGCCUCUGCUCACAGUCCUAGGCCUCUGUCAUCUUGCAGCUGCAUGUACUUUGAGGCAAUAGAAGAAGCCGCUGGACUGGUCCUGGGACAGAGACAAAAACCCUACUCUGGGGCGCUCCUCUGGCCUUCCCCGUCUCUCUCCAGCAUGAAGAAACUGAGGCCUUGGCUUCCACAGUGGGGUGGCUGUGUCGGGCAGACGCACAGUGAAGAGUGAGAAGAGGAAUAGACUCUCCAGGAUCCGGUCUAUUCAGAGUGGCCCGGUAAGGAUGGCCCUGGGGAAAGACUCUACAGAGGCAUCCCUGAGGUUCAGAGGUUGGGGACACACUGGGGACUUAAUAGCCCUCCUUCUCCUUAAGACCAGGACUCUGUUCUUGGAGAGGGGGCAAAGUGAGCAGGUAUCAGGCAGGAACUGCUCCCAGAGCAAACAGCACAUCCUGGAAAGACCUACCAUGUGAGAGUGUGCAAAUGCCAGCGCCAGAGAGGGCUGAGUCCCUGAGGACCCUGUGAUCCCUCUCAGCCUCCAGCAGCUUCUCUACUCCUGACUCAGAGUGUGCACAAAGAGCCGCAUGUCCACAGCUUGCUGGGGUCCCCAGUGCACCCUUAGGCCUUUCUGAAGCUGGAGAAAGAAGUUAAUCCCAUUAUCCCCCUGCUCUGGCAGCCCUGCCUGGCCAUGCCUGGCUCCCUAGGAGAGUUCAGAUGCCAGGCCAGCAGGACUGGGCAGAGGAAGGCUGUGGGAAGGGGCCGGGUCUCAAAUAUGACCCCUCCCUAGACAGAUGCCAAGCCUAGAAGCUCAUCCCUCAUAAUGAGGGUACUUGUGUCUGACAACCUGCCCCUGAAUAAAUUAGAAAAUAAA